Messenger RNA from Populus nigra (black poplar), 2180 nucleotides. RefSeq lists its product as uncharacterized. The record is from RefSeq and is a predicted model, not a curated record. NCBI's taxonomy places the organism in Eukaryota, Viridiplantae, Streptophyta, Magnoliopsida, Malpighiales, Salicaceae. The coding region runs from base 1022 to 1822 and encodes 266 amino acids. The transcript is spliced from 2 exons.
UCAAAGUUGUUCUUUUUUUUUUUAAUUAUAGAAUUACAUCAAGCUUGGAUUUUCGUGGAUCAGUUGUUUAUUUUAUUUUAUUUUACUUCUUUGAAUGCUAGGAAUGUUUCUUUAAGGAUAAAAAAGAAGUGGGCUUUGUUUGUUUUCUCUCAAUCUACUAUUAGUUGUUGAAUUUUCUUGCUCCUUGUUGUUUGUUGAAUCUACUAAAGGUUAAAGAACUAAGAAUUUAGAGUUGUUUUUUUUUAAUGUUUUUGGGGCUAACGUUAGCUGAAAAUUCGUUACGGUUUUUGUUAGGAGUGGAUUUAGUCUGGCACUGUUGAAUCGAAGGCUUAUGAAGCAUUUAUUCGAGUUUUAAUUUGUGUUAUAUGGGUGAUUUUGAGCUUGAGCUUGAGCUUGAGUCUGAAGGGAGGGUAGUAUUUGAUUUAUUUCAGAUUGUUGGUCUAUUAUUUCAUUCUAAAUAUCAUCGUUUGAAGGGAUUGUUCUCUUGGCAAAGAUGAACAAACAUAAAUGCAUGGUUCUGGGAAACAAAAAAUGUCCCCACACGCCAGCUCGUGCGCAUCUAAGCACAUAUGCGUUCAAGUUAACAUUCAUAAGCAAACUUGGAUGCAAAAUGAGGACUGGUGUGGUAGAAAGUUGUUGCAAUUAUUGAAUCAGCUCUCUCUACAUUCACAUCCCUUGCAGUGCUGAAGUUGGUGGAAGAUAAGAAUCUGUAUUUGUUAGAUACACUAGAAACAAGUUUUAUGGUUCAAUAUUCGCAACUGCAUAACUGUGAUCUUUGUUUGCAAGUUUGACUUAAUACCUUAAUUGGUUUCAUGAUCCAUCAUGCAGAGAUUGAAAGUAUAGGGCUCAGUUAGGGUAGCAAAAGGAUGUUUGCUUGUGCAUGAAGGUGAAAUACUCGGAAAUUAUUAGCAAGAGAAGACAAUCCAGUAUGAAUAUAUGGUUAAUGUCACUCCUUGUAUGGUUCAGCUUCUACAACCAUUGAAAGUGAUGUUGUUUGAAUAGUCAUUUGUCACCAAUCAAAAUGUUGAAUUUUGCAUCCAAUUGCCUAGCUGGAAGUGUUAGUAUGAACAAUUCUACAAAGCCUACUCAAGUCCCAUCAGAAUACUCAGACGACGAGGCAUCUUCUGUUAGCAGAGAAGAAGCUCUAGAGUGCCCAAUAUGCUGGGAAUCCUUCAAUAUUGUGGAAAAUGUGCCUUAUGUUUUAUGGUGUGGCCAUACUCUUUGCAAAAAUUGCGUCCUAGGGCUUCAAUGGGCUGUAGUGAAAUUCCCCACAUUACCUAUUCGGCUUCCUCUCUUUAUUUCUUGCCCGUGGUGCAAUUUAUCAUCUUUCCGCUUUGUUUAUAGAGGGAACGUCAAAUUUCCUCGCAAGAAUUAUUUUCUACUUUGGAUGGUUGAGAGCAAGAAUGGUGACAGAGACAAGUCUCCUGGCACCUUCUUUGAAGAUCACCAACAGCACUGGUCAUCAGACAGUAAUUUAGCUCAUGGAAGUCGGGUAAGCCGUGGUAACAUCAGGAGAGGACACUAUAUUCAUCACUCUGAACCAUCAGGGACACACCAUGAUCAUAAUCAUGUCAACAGUUACCUCAAUGUGGAGAGAAUACAUUCUUCCCUUCAGAAAUCACUGGCUUUCUUUGUUAGUCUGACAGCAAAGUUCCCAUUGGUCAUCAUAUUCCUUUUGAUCAUCUUAUAUGUAAUACCUGCCAGUGCAAGCAUUUUGGCCCUGUACAUUCUUAUCACUGUUCUGUUUGCCCUCCCAUCAUUUCUCAUUCUUUACUUUUCUUAUCCUAGUUUGGAUUGGCUUGUGAGAGAAAUCAUCACUUGAUAUGCAAUUUAGUGUCGUAAUCUGUAACCAUUGUGAAUAGAAGUUUGCACCUAGAAAGUCGCACAUCUUUUUCUUGGUGACGUGAACUUGGUAAUUCAACGACUUUCCAGUCUCCAAGAUCACAUUCGUUGGCAUCAAAGCUCCUCGGUCCCACUAUCCCAUAUCUUCCAUGGUAAGAAGCUCUUCUGCUCUUGUAGGAUUUUGCUGGUGUUAGGGCUGUUUGUAGUGGCAAUGGGGUUCGGUGGUAAUAAUGGUCCCACCAAAGUUGUUUCCUUAUGGAUGUGUAAUGCUCUUGUAAGUAUCUGAAAUAUUAGUAAAGUGUGAGGGCUAUCACCCAAAGCUUGAUUUCUUGGUUGUA